Loa loa (African eye worm) is the source of this 1363-nucleotide messenger RNA. Its product is annotated as TPR Domain containing protein. Lineage: Eukaryota; Metazoa; Nematoda; Chromadorea; Rhabditida; Onchocercidae. The record is from RefSeq and is a predicted model, not a curated record. Bases 1 to 1086 code for a protein of 361 amino acids. The transcript is spliced from 9 exons. Gene Ontology annotation, cellular component: membrane; TRC complex. Gene Ontology annotation, biological process: post-translational protein targeting to endoplasmic reticulum membrane. Gene Ontology annotation, molecular function: molecular adaptor activity; protein binding.
AUGGGUUACGCUAGUGGUACGGGUGGACAUUUUGGGGAGUACAGAGUGCCAGAGAAAAAAGCUACGAGAAUGAAUGACUCAGCUGAUGCAGCAUCGAGCAAUGUAGAAUCGAGUCACAAGAACCAAGAUGUAAGUGACGAAAAGAAUCUCGUCGUUUCAUUCAUUCAAUUCUUACGUCAACGUAUUUCACGUGAACAAUGUACAACUGAUCAGGUCGAAGGGAUUGAAGUGGCUGUUCAAUGCCUUGAAACAGCAUUUGAGAUCACUGAUUCCAGUUACUUGUUCCAACCAUCGAAACCUCUUUUGGAUAUCUUCGUUGCAGCUGAGGGUCUUCCUGCCGGAGUUGGUGAUUUCCCGAAACCAACUGCGGAAGAAAUCAAAAUUGCGAAUAAUUUAAAAGAAGAAGGGAAUACUUUGAUGAAAUCUUCGCAGUUUGAAGAUGCUCUUUUAAAAUACAAUGAAGCUAUCAAACUGAAUAAAGAUCCGGCUUACUUCUGCAAUCGAGCAGCAGCUUACUGUCGGCUAGAACAAUAUGAUCUGGCGAUACAAGACUGUCGUGCUGCACUGGCCUUGGAUCCAAAAUAUAGCAAAGCUUACGGACGAAUGGGGUUGGCACUCUCCUGCCAGAAUCGUUAUGAGCAAGCUGUAGAAGCAUAUAAAAAAGCAUUAGAAUUGGAUCCAGAGCAAGAAAGCUACAAAAACAAUCUGAAAAUUGCGGAAGAUAAACUGAAAGAGCUGGAAGAAUCAUUCAGGCAGGGACAAGGUCCUGGGUUGUUUGGUUCUCAGAUGCCUGACAUGACUGCACUGCUGAAUAAUCCAGCAAUGAUGAACAUGGCCAGACAGCUGAUGUCUGACCCGAACAUCCAGAAUAUGAUGUCGCAAAUGAUGACUGGUAUUCUGGGAAAUGGAUCAAAUGCUGGAGUUUCUAAUCUUAUUGAAGCCGGCCAGCAGUUAGCCCAGCAGAUGCAGAGUGCUAAUCCAGAUUUGGUUGAACAGUUAAGGCAACAGUUUCAGGGCCAAGGAGGUCCUAGCAAUGAAAGCGAUAGGAAUGGACCGCAUGAAAAUGGUACGCAGCCUCCGCAGUAAUUUGUUGAGGUAAUUUUAUUUCGCAGGAUUGUCUGUUUCUUCGAUAUUUAUGUUCGCCGAUCAUAUGUUAUGAUUGUGGGUUAUCAAUAGCUUUUUUACAACUCUUACACCUCUAUAUGGUGAGCCGUGUGGCCAUUGUUGGAAACUGCCAGAAGUUAACAUGAAGUUUUGUUCCAAAAUGAGACAAAUACAUUUUCUCUCUCCGAUACUAGCUAUACAUUUUUCUUAAUUUUAAGUCGGCGGUUUCCUAUUUAAUGGGUUUUGAAUUUUUUCGGAC